AUGACGAUGAUGGCUACAUUGGAUGAAAGCGAUCUGUUCAGUCAAAAUAGCGGAGUAAGAUUGUAUUCUAGUUUUUGCUUUCAAAAACUUUUUUUCAGAGCUUCUGGGGCUCCAGUGAAGUUUCAACGUUGAUAGAAGGCUCCUCCGAGUCGACCAAUAUUUUCCUGUCCAACUGUAUUUAUGUAACGUGUUGUGCAAUUCUUCGUGGUCGGAAACUGUUUAACGAAAAAGCUUUCGAACCUUUAAAAGUUUCGGGUAAGUCCUUAAUUUGUGUGUAAAAUUCCUAGUAAACGAUUUUUAGACACAGUGAAAAGCUAUGUGAUGAACCAAACAACUAGCAUGGGAGCGAAAGUUUUCAAAAAAUUUCAUGGAAUUCAGGAGGCUAUUGAAAACAGAUAUUUGAGAGUAUACAAUAUUUAAUUUUUUUAAAUUCUAAUUUUUGAUCUUUAGAAUCUAGCUUUAAUCGUUGGAACUGGCGAAGACGAAGAUAGCGCGAUUGAGGCCUUUACAUGGAAAGUUUACUAUGACCAAGAAGGCCGGCCCCACGCUGAUUUGGAGGGGUUGAAAAAAGAUAUUUUUCCGAUAAAAUGUGUAAUGAAAACGUUUCAGAGUCGUUGAAAACGACAGGAAAGAACUGGGAAAGAUUGGCUACGAAGGCCCAGCGAACCUCAAAAAACAAUUUCUUUCCAUCAUAACUCAUUUGGAUCAUUUGUUCACUACGCUAUCGCCAUUGCCUUUAGAUGCCGUGCCAAGUUUCAGACUGGCUUAUUCGCCAGGUUAGUCAAAAACAGCGAUAUUGAGUAGAAAGUUUCAAGAAAAAUAGUAGUUUUUAAAAAAAUGAAAAAUCUGUAUUGCUUCAGGUUUUUUUAAAUGACGCUUGAGUGUUUCAAUCGCACAAGAGCAAUUUUACAACCUAAAUUUUUCAUAUAUUUUGAUCUGUAAAGGUCUUAGAGAAAAAUAGUUUUUGAAUAUAUCUUUCAGAAAGAACAAGAACUCUACCUAGAAAUUCCCUGUGAAAGAUAUUUAGACCUCAAAAGGGUUUCUCAGCAAAUUUGUAGAGAAAAUUACAAAAUUCACAUCAAAUGACUUUCCUUGAAAUUUUCGGACAAUUCUAAUUUUUUUCUAGGAACUCCGAAAGACUACCAACCGCCGGGUUUCGAAAGUUGUCCAGUUUUCUUCAGAAUCCCGCGGCAUUAUGCCUAUGACGUUGGAAAUAUGCGCUUCCCUAAACACUUGUUUGUUGUUAAUCGCGGAUUUUGUUGAUUUGAUGUUAUUAAGAAUCAAAUUGAACUGCCGAACAAUGUGCACCGAGCAAGUUUUGGAGGAAUCUCCGUUCAGCAGCAGCAAUGAUUCCGAUCGUCGUCGGCCUCUGUAUCAUACUCAAAGAGUUGAGAUAUUUUGCAAAAUUUUGAAAAGUCUAUAAAAUGUUUCAAAAUUGGAUAUUUUCCUCAAAAAUUUCUCAUUAAAAAAGGCUUCUUCAGUUUUUAAUAUUUUUGGACAUUUAAAGUUAGCCCAGAACCUUUUCUGAAGAGAAAACUUACAGAGAAGCGACCGCCCGUCAUCCAAAAAAAGAGCUGAGGAUCAAAACGAAGAAGAUUUCGACCUGAACCUCAUCGCCGAGCAUAACUUCGACGAACAAAACUUCGACGAAUCCGCCCCGACGGAACAAAUUCGCGAAUCUUCGCCUGACCUCUUCCAGCCCCUCGCUGAGCCACAUUCUCCAGCUCUGCGCGAGAUUCACUCGAGAAGAGAGGCCGACAACAAAACUCCACAGACUAGGAAACGAGGCGCCGUUGUUCGGGAGCUUUCGGACGGGAGUCUGGAACAGGAGACGAAGUCUGCCAGUGGUAGGUUUUGGGGUACAGAAAAACAAUAAAUUUGAUAUUUUCUGGUUCAAUUUUUAUAUGAGUUUUGUUUGAAGGAACAGUCGCUAUUUUUUUUUUUUUGCUUUUUGGCGCCUUUUAUAUGCCUUAUUUAGCCAGCUGCGAUGAAUGAACUAUUGAUUGUUUCAAAUCUCAGAAAAUAUGAGGAAAAGUCUUUCAAUUUGAGGAAGUAACAGCGAUUUCACAACAGGUCUAAUAAAAAUGCGAUAUUUUUUAAAAUUGGUUGACUCUACAGAAAAGAAAUCGAAAAAGUUCAAAAUAAGCCAUUUUUCUCGUAAAUUAUUGUCAGAACAGAAACAUGAUUCUGAAAACGAAUCCAUUUUUUUGACCGCAAUUACAGAACAUGAUUCUGAAAACGAAUCCAGAGACCGGCUCUACGAUUCUUCUUCUCCGACGCCGCCAAAACGACGAACCCUGAACAAAUCUCAAGCGCAAAGAGUUCAAAAAGUCGUCAAAGAUUUGUUCGUCGAAACGACUCGUAGAACUCGCGUCUUUUCCAUGGAAGAUGAUGAUGAAGCGGAAAAAGAGAACGAAAAUCUUAAUACUGUUGAGGAAAUCCAGGAAGAACAGCCGAUUUUCGGUAGGUUUCCGAUUAGUGACAGUUUGAGGCUCAUUGAAAAGUGUUCAAGUCGAUUCUUAGAGGAUAGAUUGAGAAUCCUAGGCUCGACGGUCGUGGAAAUCGGAUCGUCGCAAACUGCGGUGGAAACUCGAAAAAUCGACCUCAGUUCACAGCCGAUCGCCGCUCGUUUGGCCUCCUUGGCCGAUUCCAUCCAAUUUUUCGACUCCGAUGAAACGGCAAUGCCCAAAUCGAGCUCUGGACCCACUCAGGAGAUCCCUGAAACCCUUUCACCUGAAACUGCGGUCUUUGAAAAGAAUGAAGCUUGUUUUAUAGAUCUGUUUUCAAUUUAGGAGUCGCGAAAACGCCGCAAGACUGACACGGCUGUUGUCGUGCGGCAGCAAAGAUUUGGAAGGACUGAAGACUUUUUCGUUGAAUCUGCGCCUCCUGCUGUCCCGAUGAAAGAAAAAAAGGUCGUCAGCGUGAAGAAAUUGAUAGAAAAAUGACUUUGGAAGCUAUAAUAUAUUAAUUUGUCUUUUAAAAUACCCGAAACGGGAGUAUUAUAAUGUUAUUAUUGGUCACACAUGUUUCUUCGUCUUUACAGAGCUCACAGAGGAACUAUAUCAUACUGGUUUUAAAAGGAUAGCGAGAAAGGUUCUCAUCUAAAAAGCGCAAAACUUUUUUUGAAAGCCCCGUUUCUUCCCACGAAGCCGAAGAAGGUCUCCAAAAUACAAUUAGCCUUGAGAAAACUUUAAAAAAUCUCGAACAUUUGCAAACAGAAAAAGGGAAAACGUGUGAAAACUACCUUUCAUCCUUCUUUUUGUAAUUUUUGUCAAUCCUAGGAAUCUUCCAAGAUGAAAGACGCGUCUUCAGCGAGAAGGAAGCUUUUCUGCAGGACGAGUCCUUUAAACACGCCUGAGGUUUGAGAAUGACGAAUAAAAAUAAUCUUCAAGUGGUCAUUCCAGGGCUCUUCGGCGGAAUCUCGCCAGGCUCACCAAGGGACGUCUGAAUCUUUCAGCGAAUCGGCCUCCAGAAGAUUUGUUAGAAGUUCUCCCAUUCGGUUUGAAAAACGUUUAGAAAAAGAAAAUAUCUCAGUUUUUUCAGGCGCUCGAACAUCUGA
Molecule: messenger RNA, 3559 nt
Organism: Caenorhabditis auriculariae
Lineage: Eukaryota; Metazoa; Nematoda; Chromadorea; Rhabditida; Rhabditidae
Source: the annotation of a GenBank genome assembly